Messenger RNA from Rhipicephalus sanguineus (brown dog tick), 3456 nucleotides. RefSeq lists its product as uncharacterized. The transcript has 9 exons. Lineage: Eukaryota; Metazoa; Arthropoda; Arachnida; Ixodida; Ixodidae. The record is from RefSeq and is a predicted model, not a curated record. The coding region runs from base 182 to 952 and encodes 256 amino acids.
UUUACCCAAAAACGUCACGAGCCUAGCAACUCCGCUCGUCGGCGUGGUGGUGGCAAGGUGGUGGUAAUCCCUGCAGCUCCUUUCCUCGGCUGUUGCGGGUUGCUAUGCCGUUUGCCAACAAAUGGCAACUAUCCUAACACACCUCUUCCUUGUACACCGGUAAUCGUACUCCUCCGUGCCCAUGCAGCGUCGUUCUAGCCACGCCAUGGCCCUUGUGAUUGUGGGCGUCGCCGCGGGCUUCAUCUCCGUAGCCAGCGCGGAUGCUCCCUUGCAGUUGGACGGUUCAGUGAGGACUGAUGAACUUGGCCAGCGUUGCCGGAACGAUCGACACUGCUUUGAGCACAGCAUCAGACAUGUGAUUUGUGUGGAUAGUCGAUGCGUCUGUCAAGACGGGUACAAACCUGCCGUUGUAGAUGAUUGGGUUGAAUGCAAGCUUGAGACCUUGAUAGGUGACAGCUGCUCUUCGGCAAAGCCCUGUUCGCGCUAUUCACGAGCAGUGUGCCUCAAUGGAACGUGCAUGUGCAAGGAUGACACAUACUUUGCUGAUGACCAUUGUGAGAAGUUUACCUCGUUUGAAAAGCAAGGAGGGGAGAGCUUCCAUACUACGUCCAAGUUCAACGUCCUAGCUAUCCUCAUGAUUGUUGCCAUUUUAGUCGUCGCACUACUGUUCCUCGUGAACCAGAGGAACAUGUUCUUUUAUUUCCCAUGCUGCAUGAGAGAUUCCACGCUUGCCGCUCUGCAACGAACAGCUGCAGUUGCCAUUCCUACAGACCAGCCCAUUGCUCCGAGCAAUAUUCAUGGUAUCCACACCUCAAACUCUCAAGGCUCAUUGAACAUAUACCAGAUGCAGCAAGACAAGCCGCCAUCUUAUGCAGAUACAGUGCUCAAUGUGCAAUACCUCCCGUCGUACCAAGAAGCAGCAGCAUCCCCUCCUGUCCCUAAGCCAUCGUGAAUCAAUCCUCGGUGCAAUGCGGUCAAACCUCUCCCAGCAGUCCCCAUAUCUGCAGUGGAAUCCCUCCCACACCAGAGACUCGGAAGUCAAUGAAGAACGAAGGCAUGCACAAACACCACAGCUGACGCAGAACUUGUUCUGCUUGUUCCAGUGCAAAGCCUUCUCCAGAAGCUGUGGCUCCACGUCCCCUCAAAUCUCCUGAAAGGCGCUAGUCAUAGGCGUGUACGCGUACACAGCUGUCUAGCUAGCUGCAGCUGUUUUCCCUAACCCAGUGAUGUGCUUCGUGCAAGUUUGUGUACACAAAUUGUACAUGGCAUAAGCUUUCUGUAGUCCUCUGUGGAAAGCUGUUUACCCAAGUGGAAGUAUGCAAACAUUCAGUAGUUUAUUGUGAGAAGCUGUCUAGCCAAGUUAAAGCAUUCUGUAGUUAUUUGUUGAAAACUGUGUACCUGUGUUAAACUACGCAAGCUUAUCGGAGUUGUUCCUACAGCUCUUAGUUAUUGUUUUCCUGUUCGGCAUCCUGUUCACUUGUGUGAUGAGACAAAGUAUUCCAGAUGCAUAAUGUCAUGAAGCCUACUAACUAGCUUGCUACCGAGCAAGUGAAACACUUUUCUCCUCCCCUUUUCCUUUUCAAGGCACGUGUUGUAUGGAUCUUUCAUUUGUUUGUUGAGCACCCAGAGUGGCAGCAAAGAAAUGCCUGUCGUACUGUCACUGUUAUGUCUAUGAAUGUUUACUUGUACAGUCAUACCCUUCUGACAAAAAAAGAAAAGAAGAAAUGCAUGUUUGCUAAUGCAUGUGAUAAGAGUGCAAGUGGGACUUAAUAUGUAGUCACGUUAAACGAAGCAUGGCCGACUACCUUAAAUUUUGCCCUUAGCAACUCUCGGUCUUGACUUAACAGAUUUGCAUCUCAUAGAUCCCAUGGAGUUAAAUGCCAUGGAGUUGCUGAACCUUGUGAUAACCACGCUGUGCGAAUGUGUUUCUCUGCUUGCUGUUUUUCAAGCUAUAGCACCAAGCAGUCGAAUAGCAGUUGCUAUCGGUGAUUGGGACGUGCGUCUAUUAUAGAUACUAUAAAUGGUGAUGAUGAUUGUACAAGUGUCUCACUCCAGUAUUGGAGCUAGUGUCGCCCUUAGAGAGAUUGCAACUUAGUUUUGCUACACCAUGUACAAUGUGUGUGUGCGUGUUGGAACUUUUUUUUUCUUUCUCGCUGCUGUUCACAAAGCGGAAUAUUGAAAACACCUCUUGGCAGGUGUCAUCACAGUACACUUCUAUGCAAAUAUAUCUAGCUGCGCUAAAUGUAGCCGCACCUGUAAUAACUAGCAACCCAAUGCAGAAGCAAAUGAAAAGAGUAUAUAGAAAUAUAUACACACACAUAUAUAUAUAUAUAUGUAUUAAAUGUAGCACUGUUUUCUAGCUACAUACCCACACUUGAGUGCUCUUAGCAUUUCUACUUGAAGUAUUACCCUGCAGUGUAUUAUGCUACAUACACGUAAGUUGUGUUAGCCUCUAUGCCUGCCCAGUAAUGCAUAGUAUUUUUUAAAUGAAGCGUUUCUCACAGUGAACAUUGUUCCCAGCAUGCCGCAAGGUCGUUUAGUGCAUUGUUGAUAGUGGUACUGUACUACAAGUGGUCACCAAGCUUUGUCAGCGAUGUCCUAUUCAUCUACGACGUUGUGUGUUCGCUUCCAAGCAUUAUGCUGCUUGAAGUUCUCAUCUGUGACCAGCACUGCUUUGCAGGCCCGAUAUCACGUCACAGGCUAUGGCGUUCCAACUGUUGUGCACGAUUGAGCCAUCUUCUCAUAGUGUUAGUGUCAUGUCGUUCUCAAAAGUGAAUCUGAUGCCUGUUUUACUGUCAGUGCCAUCGUAAGAUUUGAAAAUCUUGCUAAAAUAUCACCUUCCCUCUGGAGGGGAAAAAAAGAAAGAAAAGCUCAUGUGAAAGUAGUGUUCAGGUCAUGCUAGUGGUGAUAUUGUGGUCACUCUUGCGAAUGGCAUGACAUGCUUCUGCUACGCAAACCUUGUCAUGAUGUGAAUGCCGACCAAUUUAUUUUUUGCAUGCAAUUUUUGCGAGCUCUUUUUGAGCUGGAAAGCACAGUCUGUGCUGGAGGCAAUGUCUAGCUACCUCUCGAGAUCUGCAAAAUGAUGAGCAACCAUCAUUGCAAAAGAGAUUUCAUUUUGGCUUGUACCUUAUAUUUAAUUGAGUACUUUAUUUGUAUCUACAGAAUUUUUUUUUCAUUGUUGUUUGUUAUUGUUGUCUCUGUCAUCUUCUCCAGACUGUGUUUGUUAAUUUAUACUUUAUCUUACUCCGAGUGCGACUGUUUUUUGCACCACUCGCAAAUAAUGAGUAUACAUGUCCACAAAUUCCUUGUGUGCAAGCCUUGUCGUGACAAAUCGUGCAGCUAAUUCUUGAUAGUUUAAACUUACUUUGAUUGUGCACACUUUUUUUUUCUCGUUUGUGGUCACAGACAUGCUUGCAAGGAGUUGUAGUUUGGAAUAAACUGUUCCAAUUUGUUGAA